UCAAUGAAUUAUGCUACUCGGGAUGGUUCAAAGAACCUUGCUUUACUGGGGGAAACAUCGCGGAGCAAAGCAUGCCAAUCAGUCUUCUCCGAGUGGUUGGUGCGCCUACGUCUCUCGUGAAAAACACGAGCGUGAUGACCAACAGUAAUAAGUACAAUUCAUCUGUCGAAAUCGGCACCACGACGAACAGCGAGAACACCAGACAAUUCGUCAAGAAAGAAACGCUACGGAAAAUCAAGUCGAUUGGCGGUCACGUGGGGCUACUGAUCACCCUAAUGCUUUAUACCGCGAUCGGCGGACUGGUUUUCCGGCAGAUCGAACUUCCGGCAGAGCUCAGACGGCUCGAGCGUUUACGCGCAAGAUUACGUAUGCAACGAUAUCGCUUUGUGGAGACAGUUUCCAACAGCACAGACAUUUUCAAUCUGCAUACCUUGGUAAGCGUGAAAUUGCGCAUCUAUGAAGAAGCAGUUCAGGAAGCAGCGGAGGCGGGUCUCCUGAUCAGCUUCGUGACAGAUAUCAUUAAUCGUCCUGAUUUUCCUGAAUCGGAACUAUCACCCAUCGUGACUGAGAGAUGGAACAUUUUCCAGGCGAUUUUUUUCGCCAGCACGGUCCUCACGACAAUUGGAUAUGGCAAUGUUGUGCCCUCGACCAACUGGGGAAAAAUUUUCUGCAUCUUUUUCGCUUUCGUCGGUAUACCUCUCACCUUGAUAGUAAUCGCUGAUUGGGGAAAAUUAUUCGCAAAUGCGAUAAUGCACAUCGGGUUGAUGGUGAAGUCGAAACUUCCGUUUCUCGCGAAGCUUUCGUUCAUCCCGACGAAUAUAACCGGUCGACGAUCACUAGGUGCUUGUGCCACCAUUAUGCUACUCUUCCUUUAUCUCGCCUGCGGAGCUGGAAUGUUUAUGCUGUGGGAGGACGAUUGGGAUUUUUUUGAUGGAUUUUACUUCUGUUUCGUAACCAUGACUACCAUAGGUUUCGGCGAUCUCGUCCCAAAGAAGCCGAAGUACACUUUAUUGUGCACUUUAUACAUCUUAGUCGGCUUGGCACUGACUAGCACCAUCAUCGAGCUCGUCAGACGACAGUACACUCAGUCCUGGAGGAGACUACAAAGACUGAGCGGUCCAUUGGCUGAGGCUCUUAGGAAAUUAGGUGAACAAGCAGGCGGCGAUAUGUCGGCGUUGCACUCUGAUAUACGAAAAGUACUGAUGGUCAUAUCUAUGCCACGAUUAAAGUGGUCCGCGGCCAUAGAUCGGAGCAUCACAAAGGAUCAGGACUGGGAAGAAGCAGUAGAGGCGGUAUUGCGCGAUAUCGCAGUAUCCGGGACGGCGCCGCCACCCAAGAAGUCGAUCGUACAAAUCGUCGUUUACGAGUCUAGUGUUUAGUUUAUUGUUUAAUGCUUGGAGGAAAGAGUCGCGUUAAUAGCAAUGUUUAGAACCCUAAAUUUAGAUUAAGACCUAUACUCCAAAUAGGUCUCUUAUUGUAAAUACUUGAUGAGUGAUCGUUUUAAGUUAGAUUUCAUUCGAAACUAUUGUAGUUCAAGUCGCUUACAAUUGAUUGAAUGGGUUUUAUCCAUUUUGAAUCACAAUAGUAUAGAUUAGACCGUGCAUGGAUCAAGCUAUAUCGAAGACAAACAAUCACGAACGAACGUUCAGAUUCGAACAUUUACGAACGAACGUGGAUGUAAUGAGCAUUGAAGUAAAUUCGGCUUCUUAUUCGUAA
Messenger RNA from Acromyrmex echinatior (Panamanian leafcutter ant), 1716 nucleotides. Its product is annotated as potassium channel, subfamily K, member 16. NCBI's taxonomy places the organism in Eukaryota, Metazoa, Arthropoda, Insecta, Hymenoptera, Formicidae. Gene Ontology annotation, cellular component: plasma membrane. Gene Ontology annotation, biological process: potassium ion transmembrane transport; stabilization of membrane potential. The record is from RefSeq and is a predicted model, not a curated record. Gene Ontology annotation, molecular function: potassium ion leak channel activity; outward rectifier potassium channel activity.